Messenger RNA from Pararge aegeria (speckled wood butterfly), 8091 nucleotides. RefSeq lists its product as uncharacterized. The transcript is spliced from 9 exons. Bases 186 to 6236 code for a protein of 2016 amino acids. The record is from RefSeq and is a predicted model, not a curated record. Lineage: Eukaryota; Metazoa; Arthropoda; Insecta; Lepidoptera; Nymphalidae.
UCACGCAGAGCGUGGCUCCUAGUGAAUGUUAUGGAAGGUGAUUGAUUUUUGUGUUUUAGACAUUAAUAGAAAAAUUACAGUUGAAAUAAUUGUGUAAUUGCAAAUGUGCACCAACGAGAAUAACAUCAGUCGACGAUACCAGCGGUAAUAGUGGCGUAAAAAAAAGCGGCGCAAAAAUCGUAAAAAUGGACGAUGACAUCGAAAUAACACUUCUCGAGAACAAACAACAGAGUCCGUCCCAACAAAGUGAUCUGAACUCAGCCGACGCCACGGUACUAUACGAGGGCAAUAACGAACCGGCAUCCAUUGCGUUAGCCAUAGAACCCUGCGAUGAUGACGCUCCAGAGGAUAAAGAGCCGAAAGAAGAGGAAAUGGCAGAAAUCACGAAAACAACUACAAACAACAAACCAAAGGGGAGUACUGAAUUGGACAAGUUUAAAAGAAGACUUAUUCGAGCCAUUGCUCGUUUUAUACGCAAUAAUCAGGCGCCAACCGAUGAAAUCUGGGCAGAACUGAAGAAGCAAACGGGCUGCGAUUGUAAACUGCUUUGGGAUCGAAUGCGUGCGUUGACAAUGAAAAAGUUAGGAAGAUUGUUUGCAGCCGAGGACACGCUAAGAAAUAUAACGCAGAUUGCUCAACUCACCGUAACCGACUGGCUUAUGUACGACCUCGUGCUUGUGCACGAGAAAGUGGACGUUAUCGGGCAGGAAGACGCAAAUCCUACUGCCAAAGAAUCGCCUGAAAUAUUGGAAGAUUUAUUCGCUAUAGUGGUGAUCUACAAUCUGGAAUUCUUGCAAGGCGACAAUCUGACCAAAGCUUGGUUUGAAGCCACCAAAGAUUACAAUGGCACAGAGCGACAGUGUUCGCCUAUGCUGCUUCAGCGUCGUUGGUACCAAAUGAAGGCGAAGGUGCGGGAAAAGUUUUAUCACUUUUGGUUCAGCUACAAGGGUGACCAGCGACAUUUAGCGGCGGCGAAUGAGUUCAAGCCAACUGAUCUAGAGAUGGAGAUUGUUAAACAUUUCAGAUACAUCACUACUCAACAAUUUGCAACUUGGGAGGAGUUAAUAGAACAGAAGAGGGUGGCACUUCCCGAGGAUUUCGAACGUCUGCAACUAGCUAAAAGACGCAUUUUCCGGACUGAAACAGGACCUGACCUUGAAGUUAUAGAGCCCCAUGUAGAAACCAUCGAUCUGGAACAAGAUACAGAUUCUGAAGAGUCUAGAGAUUCUACUUUAGUAUUUGAGCCAAAGCAAAAUGUUAAUCCAGGAAUGGUUAAAAUUGAAAAAGUAGAUGAAAUAUCAGACGAUGAUGAUGUACAUUUACUGGAAUCGGUUCAAAUACCUUUAGAAACAAACAAACAUCCAGAAUCCGAAAGUGAUUUGGGGGACAGUAAUGCAAUGAUGAUUGAUGAACAAAUACCUACUGUUAUCAAUAUUGAAGAAGACAUAUCUGUUGUGGAUGACAACCACCAUUUAAAAAAAAUAACUACGAAUGCUCAGAAUAUUGGCAAAGCUGAACUCCUAGAUAAAGGUGAUGGUUCCCAAGAUGAUUUUGAAAUGGUAAUGCCUAGAAUAGUAGCUAGUACUUCAAUAGCAAAUAUUGUGAAUAACUAUGAUAAAGUAAUUCCUAAAAUAUCAGACUUCAUUGCUGCCAUUGAAGUUGAAAAGCCGGUAGAUGAUGCGAUAAAUCAUCAAAUUAACGGCAUAUUAGAAAGUGUUGCUGAAAAUAUUACAAAUAAGAAUGUUUUUAACGUAAUUCCGUCGUCAACUUUGUCUGCAUCAGUUAACAUAAAUACUAAUUUAUUGGUGAAAAAUGUUAUAGAUAGCGAAAUAAAAUCUUUAUACGAGAAAACUAAAUAUAAAGACGAUCUGAAUAGGCUAGAUUCUCUUGAUGCACACCCAAGUAACAUAAAUAUUUUCGACGGAAUUGAAUUAGAAGAUGAUGGGAUCGAGUAUAUUGAAGAAGAUGAUGACUUGAAAGAAGUUCAGCUGAAAUCAUUCAAAAUCGAGAAUACUGAUGAUAGGGAUUGUGGUAAUAUUCCAACAAUUGAUUUAAAACUACUACUCACUCCGCUUGUCUACACAAAAAAACUUGAGGAUAUGGAUGUUUUUCGAUUUAUUGAGUAUAAUGCAGUAAAAGAUAAACGUGUUAUUGAAAAUGCUCAUAUUGAAAGUAAACCAGUUGACAGAAAAUCCGUUAAAAUGGAAGAGAUAUCACAAGAACGUCAAACAAUAUCUGAUAGAGAUGCAUUUAGUGAUAGUGAAUCAGAACAUGAUUCAGAAGUCGAUUUAGGUCCUGAGAUUAUCAGUUCCUCAAGUUGGUUAUUUAGAAAGCUUAAAAAAUUAUCAUACAAUCCUAUACAAUUAUGCAAGAAUCCCGAUUUUAACACAAGAUUAAAAAGACUUAAUGCUGGAUUUUAUAGCUCAGCACGAAAUAGGUGUCUACUCAAAGAAUGUAAACCACUGACCAUUGAUCUACACAAGUCUUUCGAGGUUAAACUUCAUAAUAAUACGAUGUAUUUAACUGGAUCUAUGUCGACAGAAAAUAAAUCAGAUGUGCUAGAUGAAAGUCUGUAUGGAAAUACUGUGCUACAUACUGCCAUGCCGAUGGAGUAUUCAAUUAAUAACGUUAUGAAUGAUAUUCUAGGCCCAGCUCAGCCUUCAGCUACACAGCUUUCAACUAAACCAGUUACACAAGACAGUCACCUGGUUGAAAGAAAAAAAGUAAUAAAUUUGCCAGAUAUAGCUCAAAUACGUCGUUUAAACGAAAAAUUACUCACUGCAGAAGUUACCCCGAUACAGGUUGCAAAUAACACUAAACCGCCUGUUAACAUUGUUUCUACACAACCAAAUAUUCAUACACUCCAGAAUAUUACAACUGAUGUUGUUAAUAAAGGUACAGAGUCUACUACAUCAACCAUCCCUGUACAUGAUUGCAACGGAAUAUUUAGCAAUGUUAGUGUUACUUCUAAUGCCUCUAGUGAAAAUGAUAAAUCCGCAGGUGUGAUUAAAAAUAGUGGUGAUGCUUGUAAUGUUAGUUUACCAUGUAACAAUAAUUUUAUUACGAUCACAAAUAAAAUUAAAUCAUUAGAAUCCCAAAACAACAGUAAUAAGCUCUCAAAAGGUACUCUACUUAAUCGGUUUAACAAUCAGCUGUUUAAAAGUGUAAAAGAACCAAAAAAACCAGUUCGCUUAAAUCAUGUCGAAGUAUCUUGGAACCCAAAACCUAAAAAAUUUCUUAUUCCUCAAGACAUACUCUUGACUUCUGAUACUGUGGAGAGAAUAUUAAAUGUAUGUAAAGGAGAAACUGGGGUAUUGACAAAAAAUUCAAAGUCGCCAAGCAAAGUCAAUAAGACACUAAGAAAACAAGCCUUGAAGCAAAAGAUGAAAGAAGAGUCAUCAUUAAUCAAAAAGAAAGUUCAAAGCAAAAAUGAAAUUUCGGAAAUUUAUUAUGAUAAUGAAGUGACGAUUACCAGCGAACAAGCGCCUAUUGAAAAUGUAUGUAAAGAUACAGGGGAUACUACGAUACAAAAACUGACAGCGAAUGUAAAAAAGAAAAAGAAUAUUGAAAGAAUUGUAAAAAGUAAUGUUUUAUCAAAAAAAAUCAAAUAUUGCUGUUGGGCGCGAGAAAAAGUAGUAAAGCUUGAUUCCAAAAAGAGAUCGGUUAAAAGACAUGACUGCCCGCGACCUUUGUGUAAUUGCUGUUGUAGGCAAGUACUCGUUGACAAAAUGUUUGCAAUUAGGGUAGAGAAUGAAAAACAAUGCCAGAUAGAGAAAGAAAAAAUCGAACGGGCGAUUAGAAAUAACCUAUCAAGCACAAAAACUCCCCCCGAAACCUCUACAGAAACACUACAAAAUACUUCCAAAAUCUAUUCACAAUUGUCGCUCAAAGUUUCAGUCGGUAUUAACACUGAUUAUGACAUGGACUUUGAAAAUAGUUUUGCAGCUAACUUGGCAGAACUAAAUUCAAGCUCUAAAUUUUUCAAUAAUGAAUCAGCAACUAGUAUAAAUGUAACAUAUGCACCUAAUAUUAAUCAAGCUAAUGGUCAAACUCAGACUUUGGUGAAUUUAAUGCUUCUGAAUAAAAAUUCAAGUUCUAAAAAUAAUGAAAUAUUUUCUAAUGGCAGUAAUUCAUCGAAUGUAAUUCCUAUAGAUCCUAUGAUUUUUGAAAAUAGUAAUUCAACUUUGUCAUUAAAAGGGAGUAAUUUAGCAAAUGUGAUUCCCGAGAAAAAUGUAAAAGUCUUAGAUAAGAAUAAUUCCAUUUUCUCAUUAAAAAAGACUAAUACAAGUAAAAUUAUUCAAAAAUCAUCUCAUUUGCUCACGGUAUCAUUGGCUCUAAAUAAAAAUAGUCCAAUUGUCUCAUCAAGUCAAAGUAGCUUCAAUAAUGUAAUAUUAAAAAAAAAUAUAUUGGUUCCGGAUAAAAAUAAUCCUAUGUAUACAUACUCUCCAAAAAUCCUCAAAAAGCCUAUAUCUUUGACAUCUGAUUCCGCGACAUUGGGUACCGAUAAAUCAAGUGUUUUGUUGCAAGAAAGAGAAGAAAAACUAGAUAAGGUUUUAUUUUUAACAAAUGACAAGGCGAAAAACGCUUAUUCUCGAACGCCUAUAUGUUUAGGUAAAAAUAAAAUUUUACUGUGUUCCUUUGAAAAAGCUCAUUUAAAAGAACCACCUAAAGUUGAUGAUUUGAGCAGUUAUACUAAUAAUAAUGAUACUGCUCAACCUACCGCACCUAUUUUGGCUUUACCUGAUGGUGUGCGAAUUGUUGUAUUACCUAACAAAGAAGUGGCUCUUUCCAUCGACCCUGGAAUUGAGUUAGACUCUAGUCAGUUUGCUUUCUUGCCUAAUUUUAUGGCAUCAAUUCAGCUACAACUAGCCGAAAACAUUAGAAAAUGUCAGGUGAAUCCGUCAGAAAAUAAAGAUAUGUCUGCUGAUCCAAAUAACGGUACUCUUACGAAUUGUAACGGAUCUAAAUUUCAAUUAGGUGAUGGUAAAAUAGCUAAUAAUAACAAUUUAAAUGACGCAUUUGCAGUAUCUUCUAUUGAACAAUUAAAAGAUAAUUCUCAGAAUGUGGAAGAUGCUAAUAAAGAUAAGAAAGCAUGUGAUCUUGAGAAUAGUAACGAUUUGAAAGACACCUCCAAAUUAAAUAAGAAAACAAUAUUGUCAGAUCUUAUGGAAAUGUCAGGUAUUUCGGCAGAAGAUACUCAUACCACAAAUAAUGGAAGUCCUACUAAGCAAAAAGCCGAAUUAUAUCCGACGCCUAUAAUAGAACGUUUACAAUCACAAACAACUAAUCAACAUAACAAUAAAUUUAUAAACAAUCCUCUUUUUGAAAACCCUACUGUGCAAACUGCUUUAACUAGAUGCCCAGAGUUGUGUGUAGUUUUUUCCUACCAAGAACUGAAAUACGCUUCAGAAAAUAACGCCCAAUUCUUCAAAAUGGAUAUUGAAACUGGUGUAGUAGUCCCUAUAAAUCUAGUAAUUAAGAAACAAAUGUCGGGAAGGCAAUCAAAUCAACCGUAUGAACUCUCAAAAUUUGUGAUAGAUUUGACGGAUGACCCUGACGAUGAAACUAUCAAUUUUGAAGAGAAAAAUACUGGAACUUUUGAAAUAGAGCCACCUGCGGAAAAACAAAAUGACCGCGCCGUACCAGUGAAAUUAUUUGCAUCCACCCAUCCAUCCAUAUUACGUCGCGGUAAAAGUUUACUUGUACAUUCCGUCAGUUCUAACGCUAAGCGAAAACCAUUAAUAAAAAGAAAGAAUAUGAUUAAAGUUAUUCAAGUCAAACAUAAAGAAAAACAAGAAAUAGAUUCUAUGGCAAGCAUUGAUUUGGAUUCAGAUACUGAACAAAAAGAAAAUGAUACGGCAUUUGGUGUAAAUUCAGGGGAGAUAAAAUCUGAUGACGAUUCAGAUUCUGAUGACGAACCAUUGGCGUUUAAGGCAAAACGUAUAAAAGAAUCGAAUGAACAUACCACCGAACUAUUGAAUAAAACUAGUGAAAAAGUAGUAGACCAAGUCAAAACAGUCGAUGAAGUCAGUCAGAAUACAGAAAUAGUCUCUCUCAAUGGAAGUGAGGUAACUGAAAUAUUAGCUGAAAACCAGACUGCUGACGACAUCUCUAAAAAUAUAACCGAUCAAGCUAGUGUAAAUCCAAAUCCCGAAUUAGAACCGGAAGAAUUUGAGCCAAACUUUGACGUAAAUGUCCCGGAGUCUUCAGAUGAAGAUUGUAUCCUAGGUGUUUAAUUAACAUCAAUUCAGUGUAAGUUUUCAAGUUAAACCAAAAUCUCGCCGCCUUCAGCGUUAAAACAUCCCUUUACGGCAACUUUUGCGUUGUUUGCGUGUGCGUUUAACCCAAUAUCUUGGAAAUAUCUUGGGCAGAAAAAGUAUUAGUUUUUCCGAAGUAUUUCAUGUGCCUUCGAUUAACAGAUGUUAUCGUGGUUGUUUAGGUGCAUCCAUGUUUCAUUAUCGCUCACUCAGUCGGCUUUAUCGUCGGAUGAUUACAGGGUCUCGAUAUGCAUUCGGAGAUGGCAAAAGUAGGGUAAAAACAUUCGAAGUACUGCUAUAAGUUUAUAUGAUGCACAUUUUCACGGCUAAUCUAUGCCCCAGUGUAGCAUUAUUUUCUCGUUUUUUAUUAUAAAUUCUUAGCAGACUUUAUCUGUAACACCCAUCAUAAGAUUUUCCAGACGUCUUCGUGUUAGUAAUUCGGUCUUUAAUUAUUAUUAUUUAGAAAACCCUCUGUGGAAACUGUGAUAUUAUGUUAUUACUAUUAGAUUUAAGUAAGUACCUAGCCAUAAAAAUAAAGGCUCUCGCACUUGGGGGAGGUCUGCGCAGCAUGUCGGUCUUUGCAAAAGACCUCCUAUUAUAAUAUUUAGUGUACUGCAGCCCGACGUGGUGCGCCGUAUAUUUAAACAUUACGGUGCACCCCAACCCUAUAAGCGCGUGUCUUUAUUCGUUAAUUAAUAUUAAAAUUAUUAAAAUACACAUUUUAAAGUAAUAUAUGUUACAUCAUCAAUCAAGGACUUGUGUGAUUUUGAUUGUAUUACGAAAUUAUAUCUAUUUACGUGUAGGUAUAUUGUAGAUUUGUGUCCUAAACUAGUGUUACUACCUAAGUGGUUACACAAAGCACACCCUUUUGAUAACUUUAUUCAAAAUACAACUUAAUAUUCAAACGGUAUUGUCCAAUUUUAUUGGCCGUCCUGAACUAUGUGCAAGAUUACUUUACUUCAGUGCGGACAAAAAGUUUGGAGACUCGUGUUUUGAACGCCCUGCAGGGCUAGCAUGGGCAGUAUUCGCACAGAUUGAUAAACUCUACGUGCAUUGGCGCACAAGUGGAAAUAAUAUCCAAAUAAUAUACGUGUAAUAAUAAACGGGCGUAAUCUUCUCCUAUUCCCUGUUGCCGUGCUUUGGCAUGUAGACACUUUAAUUUUAGCCCUUGUCAGGGAUAGAAUUUUUGUCUUCUUCCUAUGCUAGCCGUGUUGCUUACUUUACUUGCAGCAGUAGUUUACCUAUUUCACUAUAAUCAGCGAAAGAAAAAAAACAGAAGUCGCCCUUUCUAAUAAAUUGCCAUUCGAAACAGUAUAUGCGCGCACGCACGAAUAAUUGAAUCGCAAUAUACACGAUUUGUUCUACUGUAUGUCAUGCAGGACGGGAACAGCCCUGAUUGGCCGGCAGUUAAUCUGUCAAAGUUGUGAGUUGUGAUUAGAGAACUAAACGCAUGCGGGGCACAUUUUUGUUUUUUUUUUUCGCUGACUAUAAUAAAUGUGUUUAUAAAUAAUUGUAUAUAAAAAUUAUACUACAAACGUAAAUUCAUAUUUCAAAAUUACGGGAAUUAUAAAGAUCUUUAUGAAGAAAAAUAUUUUUGAAGUGUUGAUAGUUUAUAGCGUUCGAUAGUAGUUACUCUAAGUGUAGAUUUUUGUUCAGAAAAAUAUUGUUUGUCUUUUAUUGGUACGAAUUUAUAUUUAUUUUUUUCUAUAACUUAGCGCAGACUUAAUAGUGCUACAGACCUACUAUGUGUACCUAUACAGUUUUGGUAUUUUGUGAGAAGAAACAUUGUGUUUAUUAUUAUUUAAAUUAAAACACCUGAUGAAGGAUUUUUUAA